Marasmius oreades (fairy-ring Marasmius) is the source of this 1140-nucleotide messenger RNA. RefSeq lists its product as uncharacterized. The transcript has a single exon. The coding region runs from base 1 to 1140 and encodes 379 amino acids. The record is from RefSeq and is a predicted model, not a curated record. NCBI's taxonomy places the organism in Eukaryota, Fungi, Basidiomycota, Agaricomycetes, Agaricales, Marasmiaceae.
AUGGACACCGUCAUCGCAAAUCAGCAAAAUCAUAGCAGGCGCUUUCCGCCGGAAAUUGAAAUCAUGUUUCUCCUCGCACGAAAGAAAGACCGCGAAUUCUUAGCUAAAUGUUCCCUCGUCUGUUCCGAGUGGCAUUUCAUCGCUCGACAAUACCUAUUCUCUUCCAUCCUCGUCCGUUCAUCUCAAAUCCAGGACCUCGUUGAUCUCGCCGAACGUUACCCCGAAAAUAGCCUCGUUGAUCGCCUAGUCAUAUUGAGAAUAUCCAGCGAAUCAUAUCGCCCAAUGCGGGAACGGCAAGGACCAUGGUAUAUCUCACCAGACAAUGGGCUUUGUGCAAAAACCUUCCAAUCCGUGACAUCCCUGUCCAUCGUCAACGUCAUGUUUCGGCACAUCUGGGAUCUAAUCGACGUCGUUUGUCAGUUUUCCGCCCUCGAAAAGCUUUUCAUUCGAUAUUGGCUCCCGUCCUCGAGCAGAGACCCUUUUCGAUCUACUGACCAGUCUCCUGCAAUCGCCCCAAUUCCGGUUGAGAGGUUUCCGAAGGGACUGAAGGCCGUCUCCCUUGACGUUGGGAGAAAUCUCAGUCUUUUCUACACCCUGUUGAUUGGACUGACCCCACAGGUAGAUGCGUACGAGAUAUGGGCUAUCGGAGGCGUCGAUUUACCGUGCUUGCAGGAAUGCAUUUUCACAGCCGGACAGAGGGGACCGGAUGGCCAGAAGUGGGAGCUUGACUUCGCGGAUCCACAUUUGAGAUCGGGAGAAAGUCUCAUACAUUAUCUCAACCUCCCCAGAGACAACAACAAGAUCUCCAGGCUUCGUUUGGGAGGGUUUUUGUCGUGGAAUGGGGCUACUAGUUUGUUUAACUCGUUUCGAUCUUAUCCGGUCGAGGAACUGGGGAGGUUGGAGUCUAUUUCCCUUCCGCAGGUCCGGUUGAAGGUGCCGGAAUACCGAGAAGAUUUGGUUGCGUUGGAUCGUGCAUUAGAUUCCCCGUAUUUUUCUCAGUUGAAGGAAGUACGAUUCUCUGUCCUACCCGACCACUCGGACGUGAUAGGAUCUGUCCGUGCGUUUUCUAAACUGGUAAAGCAUCACUGCCAAAGGAAGCGGCUUUUCAAGCCGCGUGUGACCAAGUUAGAUGGUCGCUGA